Messenger RNA from Hemiscyllium ocellatum (epaulette shark), 1981 nucleotides. RefSeq names its product integrin alpha-X-like. NCBI's taxonomy places the organism in Eukaryota, Metazoa, Chordata, Chondrichthyes, Orectolobiformes, Hemiscylliidae. The transcript is spliced from 14 exons. Gene Ontology annotation, molecular function: integrin binding. Gene Ontology annotation, cellular component: integrin complex; external side of plasma membrane. The record is from RefSeq and is a predicted model, not a curated record. Bases 575 to 1858 code for a protein of 427 amino acids. Gene Ontology annotation, biological process: cell adhesion mediated by integrin; cell-matrix adhesion; cell-cell adhesion.
GUGUGUGUGAGUGUGUGUGUGAGUGUGUGUGUGAGUAUGUGAGAUAAUGUGUAUGAGUGUGUGAGUGUGAGUGUAAGUGUGUGUAUGUAUGUGUGUGAGUGUGAGUGUAAGUGUGUGUAUGUAUGUGUGUGAGUGUGUGUGUGCAUGAGUGUGUUUGUUAGUGUGUGAGUGUAUGUGUGUGAGAGUGUGUGUAUAAGUGUGAGUCUGUAUUAGCGUGGAGUGUGUGCAUGUGUGUGUGUGUGUGUGAGUGAGUGUGCUUGUUUGUGAGUGUGUGUGUGUGAGCGAGAGUGUGUGUGUGUGAGCGAGAGUGUGUGUGAAUGUGUGUGAGUGUGUGUGUGUGUGAGUGUGAGUGUGUGUGUGUGAGUGUGAGUGUGUGUGUGUGUGAGUGCCAACAACAGGAAAUCCCCUGUGGAGUCGGGGUUUAACAGUCAGGAUGUUCAGAUACACUCUCAGUGUUGCACCAUCGCUGAGUGAAAUGAGGAAGUCUCUUCCUUCAGGCAGACUGCCCGCACUCUCUGUGUGUCUGUGAGUGUCUGUGUGUGUGUGUGAGCAUCGGGGGGGGUCGAUUUCAACAAUGUGGGAACUGAAGGGGCUACUGACAGUCACCCUCUGCCUAUCCUGGGAUGUCCCACAUUCAGGAACGUUCAACAUCGAGACAGAGGGAGCACAGAGUUUUCACGGGAGUCAGAAUUCCCACUUUGGGGAAACAGUCACACAGAUCCAAACCGGCACUGAGACGUGGACGGUGGUGAGUGCCCCCCUGGAGGUGAAUCAGACCGGGACACGAACCGGGCGGCUAUACAAAUGCAGUUACAGCCGAGGGCAGUGCCAGCCCCUGGCAGUCAACGCUCCUCCUGAAGCUGGUGCCAUUUCUCUCGGGCUCUCCCUGUCAGCGCUGAACGUUGGUGAGGGGGCCUUCCUGAUCCCCCAACACCAGGGUAUCGUCCCCCAGGUUUACUUGGCAGCGCUGCUCGUUCAUCAGGUGACAUUUAACGCAGAGUUUGACGUCUCUGAUUCUGGGAGUGAGGACCUGGCAGCAAACUUCACCGUCACCGCCACCAGUGGGAACGCUGUGCGGAUUACCAACGAGAGCACUCUGACCCGGACUCUCUUCCUGCGUUACACUGUCAGUGUGGUGACCUCCGGGAUCGAGUCCACGCGGCACAUCAAUGUCACCGCUGGAAGCCAGGAGCAGCGGCUGGUCAAACACUCCUACCAGGUAGAGAACCUGGGAGACCGCAGCGUGCCGAUUGGAGUGAUCCUCUCUGUCCCAGACCGUCUCAGCGGACAGUCCAUCUGGAACGUUUCCGUGUCCCCACGAAACCAGACGCACCGCUCAGUGUGCUCACCCUCCAUCGACAGAGGGAAAAGGCCGCAGGGGAUCUCUGUUCACAACAGACAAGACAACGUCACUGAGGACUGUGGGAUCGCGCCAUGCAUUCUGCUGAGGUGUGAGGUGUCCAACCUGCGGGGCCAUGAGAAGGUGAUCUUCGAUAUUCAGGGGGAGGUGAGGACUGAGGCAAUUACUCAGUUGAAUGUGAAACAGUUUCAGUUGAUCAGUAAGUUACGACUCCGUUAUGAUCAGCAGAAGUACGUGGAUGUAUCGAAUGUGAACGAUAAGUUGAAGGAGUCAAUGAUCGAGACUGAGGUGGAUGUGCUGGUGAUGGCGGAUCACCUGGUGGAGAUUGUUGCUGGGAGUGUGGCCGGUCUCUUCCUGCUCAUGAUCUGCUGCGUUGUCCUUUACAAGCUGGGAUUCUUCAAGCGGAACAAAGCGUCUGGGGACAAGGACCCACUCCAGAAGGAUUCCCCGCCUGCGACAGAGGGGUCAGCAGCUGAGGCAGCGACUGCGCAGAGCUGAGGGAAAAUGGCGGGUUUCUGGUCUGAUCCCACUGUGUGCAAUUGGAAUAAUCCACAUGCAGCAUCUCCCUGAGUGAUUCACUCCCAAGUCUGAGUCCAAAACCAAUAAAGUGAUUGAUUGAAA